Messenger RNA from Hermetia illucens (black soldier fly), 1371 nucleotides. RefSeq names its product mitochondrial genome maintenance exonuclease 1-like. Lineage: Eukaryota; Metazoa; Arthropoda; Insecta; Diptera; Stratiomyidae. Bases 61 to 1197 code for a protein of 378 amino acids. The record is from RefSeq and is a predicted model, not a curated record. The transcript is spliced from 4 exons. Gene Ontology annotation, molecular function: single-stranded DNA exodeoxyribonuclease activity. Gene Ontology annotation, cellular component: mitochondrion. Gene Ontology annotation, biological process: mitochondrial DNA replication.
UUUGUAAACAAUUCAAAUUGUCACUUCUUCAGUAGAGUGCGGCUCGAAUUUCCCGCGAAGAUGGUGACGGGAAUAAUUUGCCAUCAGUUCCGGCAGUUUGCAACGAAAUCUCCUAAGGCUGUGCUUACAUCAGCCGAUCUAUUGAAAUCAUUUAACUAUGAAAAUAAGGCACUUUUUGGAGCCGUUAAGAAGUCUAAGAAGAAAGCCGGGAAAGCGAAACUCUCCAGCAGCUGUAAUGAAUCCGAAGGAUCGUCGGAAAUGUACUGGUUGCUGGAGCACAAAUCUUCAGCGCCAGUAGAUACAGGAGAGCAAUUAAAGAAAAAACCUGGGAGGCCUAGGAAAAAAUCGAGCCUGCCUAUAACCUCUCUAGAGAAUAACUCGAACGAUUCGAAAUCGGAUAUUUCAUCAUCUUUUUCUGGAAACUCUAGUAGCAAUCCCCCGCAUAGGACCGAGGCGAAAGAAAUUCCUUUCAGUAAUAAAGGAAUAAAGUCGAUAUUGAAUUUUCCACUGAUUUCCACAGAAGUUCAGGACGCUCCCGAAACGAUUCGCGACUACGAUUCGCUCCUUCCAUCCGUUGGUAAAAUAUUGCAGGCGACACUUUCUGAUAGCGCUCGGAAGUCCUUAAUUGAAUGGAAGUUGGCGAAAAUUAGAGAACUGGGCGAGGAUGGAUUUAACCAACUGCAACAAAGGCAGUUGAACGAAGGCAAAAUGUUCCACAAAUCAUUGGAGAAUUACUUUGCGACGGGAAAGGAGCCACAACAGGAUUCAGAUGUAUAUAAAACUUGGGAGAGCGUCUCACCCGUGCUUAGAGAUUUAAGUCCAGCAAUUGAAUUCACCGAGAAAAUGGUAGAACAUCCGUUUUUGAAGUACCGAGGGGUUGUUGACUGCGUUUGCAAAGUGAAUUCAGAAAUGGCAGUAAUCGAGUGGAAGAAAUCAGAUAAACAAAAAACUACAAUAAAUGCAACAUUUGAUGCCCCAUUGCAGCUAUGUGCAUAUUUGGGUGCAUUGAGCGCGGACCCGCAAUAUAAACUUCAUGCUGCAGAAGGCUAUGUUAUCGUUGCCAAUACUAUGGGGCAGCCAGCACAAGUGCAUCGUUUAGAUGAAAUUACGCUUAGGAGAUAUUGGCAACUGUGGCUGCGGCGUUUACAGGAAUUCUGGAUACGAACACGUGAUGGAACAUUACCGGAACCUAUUUGAAAUGUUUAUAGAAUGGACCAAUAUUUGAUCUUCCAAAUGAAAUUAGUCGGUUAAAAAAACUUAUUCUGGAAGAACAUAUCAAAUGCACCCGCAGUCAUAAUAUUCUUCUUGGCUAACUUAAUCAAUAAGGCCUGCAUUGCAUCAACUCAUUAAAUCUAGCCCAAUAGCAAAACU